Messenger RNA from Theobroma umbraticum, 1887 nucleotides. Its product is annotated as Pseudouridine synthase family protein. Gene Ontology annotation, molecular function: pseudouridine synthase activity; RNA binding. Gene Ontology annotation, biological process: enzyme-directed rRNA pseudouridine synthesis. NCBI's taxonomy places the organism in Eukaryota, Viridiplantae, Streptophyta, Magnoliopsida, Malvales, Malvaceae. The record is from RefSeq and is a predicted model, not a curated record.
CAUGAAGAUGCGUUCAGCGAGUUUAGCUUCAUUCUUUGGCAAUGGCUACCGGAAUCUCGGUGCUCCAGUGUCCCUCCUGCGCACGUUAGAGUCAACCGGUGCUUCCUCUUUAUACAAGCUUAACAAGAACAACAGCAAGACGGUAUUGUCUUGGAGUUGUUUGAGUUCGAGCAGGAGAGAGCUUUCUUGCUUAUCUACCAAAGUGGAUGUUGCUCAAACAGCUUCUGCUACUUCUGUUAAUGGCUAUCCUGAAUACCAUCGGUUGCUUCCAUGUCCCUCACACAAUGGCCCACCAAGAGUUGAACACUUAGUUGUUUCAGAAGGAGGGCCUGUUCUAGAGUACAUCUGUAAAGCACUGGAUCUUCCUCCUCUGUUUGUUGCAGAUCUCAUCCAUUUUGGAGCAGUAUAUUAUGCCCUUGUAUGUCCACAGCCUCCUCCAAGUGCCACCCCAGAGCAAAUUAGGAUAUUUAAAGAAGUAACAGCACAAUCAGUUUUGAGUAAAAGAACAUCCAUUAGGGGCAAAACAGUACGAGAAGCACAGAAGACUUUCCGUAUAACACAUGUUGAUCAGUUUGUUGAAGCUGGAACAUACUUACGUGUGCAUGUACACCCCAAACGUUUCCCAAGGUGUUAUGAAAUUGACUGGAAGUCGAGAAUCAUAGCGGUGACUGACUCCUAUGUGGUUUUGGACAAACCUGCUGGUACAUCUGUUGGGGGAACUACAGACAAUAUUGAAGAAAGUUGUGCAACAUUUGCCAGUCGUGCCUUGGGCUUUUCCACCCCAUUGAAGACUACUCAUCAGAUAGAUAAUUGCACAGAAGGCUGUGUCGUGCUAGCCAGGACUAAGGAGUAUUGCUCAGUUUUUCAUGGAAAAAUCAGAGAGAAAAAGGUAAAGAAACUUUAUCUUGCUCUCACAGCUGCUCCUCUACCAAUUGGAAUAAUAACGCACUAUAUGCGUCCACUCAAUAUGGCUCCUAGACUUGUCUCAGAAGACUUUAUUAAAGGAUGGUACUUGUGUCAACUUGAGGUUAUGGAAUGCAAGAAGGUUCCCUGGCCAGAUUAUGUCAUUCAAGAAAACUACUGUAUUGAAGACUCUGGGUGGCCUUUGAAAGAUCAUGCUUAUGAGUGUAAAAUAAACCUUUUGACUGGUCGGACUCAUCAGGUUCGUGCACAACUGGCUGCCUGUGGGGCACCAAUAUUGGGCGACUCAAUGUACAUGCCAGCUACUAUUGCAGAGAUAGCCAAUCCUGGACUUAACCCAUUUGGCAAAUACAAGAAGCACACUAGUGAGAAUGAUAAAGAAAUUGCUAUGACAGAGUGGAUUUCCCAGUUUGGAAAAGAGCCAAGUGUUGCCAUUGGUCUCCAAGCAUGUCAAAUUUCAUGGGAUGAUGGUGAGCACUUUUACAAGGCAAGAUCCCCCUGGUGGAGCUCCAGAAAGGCUUAGAUUGGAUAUGUGGGUAAGAUAAACAGUAAGAUACAGCAUUUUCUCCUAUUACCUGAUUUUAAGGUCUGUGCCAUAUUUCACUCUUGUUGUAAAGGUCUCAUUUUUGUUUACAAGGGGGCUCUAGAAUUUUUAGUGGCCUACUUGCAGGCUAGGUUAGAGAGCAGAAAACUUCUUGAACUCUUUCCCCAACCCCACCAGGAAAAAAAAAAAAAAAGGCAUGAGAGACAGAGAGAGAUACAGAGAGAGAGAGAGAGAGAGAGAGAAUGUUAAUAAGGAAGUAAAGUUAUCAGGGUUGUCAGGAGAAGAUUGAAAAACGAUUUUGCACUUGUAUGAAGAAUUUAACUUCUGCUAUUAUGAGCUGCAAAACACAUCUUCAUGAAUCUACUCACCACUCAAAUCUUUAUCCCCUUGCUUGGACGAACAUCGUAAAUUUGUAUUUAAAA